UCAUCCAACUUCACAUAUAUAUUCAUUGUUAAUUGGGUAAAAAUAACAAGCAUUUGUCUUUUGCUUAGCAGUUGUGAUCGGGAAUUCAAAUGAUUCCCAACAAAAAUGUUUUUUAAUGGAUCGAUGACAUAAGAGGAUAAGACACACGGCCUAAGCAUAAAGUUUAGAACCACAUACACAUGAUGAUAGUGGCAAAUCAAAAGAAAACCCAAAUUAAAGUCAGUACUCAGCUAUUCUCCACCCCACAACAUGAAUAUUCGCUUCCUCCUCUUCUUCUACAUUCUUCCUCCAGCAAGCAUAGAAACUUGCUUAGACGCCGUUUGCCAGAACGGCAACCUAAUAAUCCGAUUCCCGUUUCGAAUCCGACAGAGUCAGCAGCAGCCAAAGUCAUGUGGUUAUCCAGGUUUUGAUGUGUCCUGCAGUAAGCAAGGCCAGACACUGCUGAAACUCCCUUACUCUGGAGGAGAAUUCAGCAUCCAAGCAAUAGACUAUGCCGCGCAAGAACUGUGGAUCAAUGAUCCCAAACACUGCCUCCCUAAACGCAUUCUCGCCCUCAACCUCACCGGAUCCCAGUUUAGCGGCGUUUAUUCUCAAGAUUUCUCAUUCUUCAACUGUUCCUCCCAAUAUCUCAAGUAUCGGUACACCCCAAUAGCUUGUAUUAGCGAUUCCAACUACACUGUUUUUGCCACAUCUUCCAGAUCGGCCUUCAGGCACCUGUUAGCGGUCUGCAGUUUCAUUACUACAGUUAAGGUUCCGGUUCAGCGGCCGUUUCACAAGCAUGAAUUGUCGUCAGACCUGAGCGACGACCUCCGGCUGUCGUGGGAGUCGCCGCCGUGUGGGAGGUGCGAGUCUCGCGGUGGACGGUGCGGAUUCAAGACUAAUUCCACGGCUGACAUUGCUUGUUCCUACUUUCCUUCCAAAGGUAUUUCAAGGGCAGCACGUUAUGCCAUAAGCAUAGGCAUAGGUUUGCCGGUGAUGUUGGGACUCGUCGGGAUACUGUAUCACAUGGGCCGCAGGUGCAGUAGGGCCCAGACACUUGUUGGGCCGCAACCACAGCUGGCAACUGUUUCGGGCCUUGAUGGGCCGACAAUAGAGUCGUACCCAAAGCAGGUGGUGGGAGAGGCGGAUGAAGGGACGUGCCCAAUAUGCUUGGGUGAGUACAGGCCCAAUGAGACGCUCAAGACCAUUCCCGCAUGCCUCCACUCUUUCCAUUGUCAAUGCAUCGAUGAAUGGCUUCCCUUGAACGCCUCCUGCCCUCUGUGCAGGACUUCUCCCCCCAUCUCUCUCACUUGACCUCUAUGCUGUCUAUUUUUAACGUUAUAUAAGCACAGAUUUUUGUAAUUUAACAAAAAUCAUCUGAAUGCCUCAAAACUAUGAUUUCUUGUAUUAUUUUUUUCCAUAGCGUUUCUGACCUAUCAAAUGUGAAGCCUUGUGAAUUUGUGUAGCA
Messenger RNA from Neltuma alba, 1447 nucleotides. RefSeq names its product putative RING-H2 finger protein ATL21A. Lineage: Eukaryota; Viridiplantae; Streptophyta; Magnoliopsida; Fabales; Fabaceae. The coding region runs from base 250 to 1293 and encodes 347 amino acids. The record is from RefSeq and is a predicted model, not a curated record. Gene Ontology annotation, molecular function: polysaccharide binding. The transcript is spliced from 2 exons.